This is a messenger RNA of Protopolystoma xenopodis, 402 nucleotides long. The record is from the annotation of a GenBank genome assembly. Lineage: Eukaryota; Metazoa; Platyhelminthes; Monogenea; Polystomatidea; Polystomatidae.
AUGUCGCCAGUCCUCGCGGUAGAGGGGCAGCCUGCUUGGAUGUCCGGCUACUUGACAGAGGGUCGCUGCCACCUCUACAAGACCAUCCACGUUGCCGUCGACUAUGAGUCUCCAGGCAAACUCAGUAAUACAGGCCAGACGACUUUCAGGACUAGCAGAGGAGUGUCGGUCGAGGCUCCCGAUAGGGCGAAACUGAAACAGAGUAAUCUAGACCAUUCUGGAGGCGGACAAAAGAGAGCUGAUCUUCGAGCCAAGGUGAGCGACUAUUGUACCUCGGGUCGCCUUCUCCUUCGCUUGUCCGCAGACUCUAUCUUCCCUACACACAGAAAAAAGGAUUCAACUGCCUGCCUUCAGUCUGAGAGGACUUGCAGACUUCGUUUUGGGGACUUUCUUUCCGCAUAA